AUCUAGAAACCCCUACUCUUUUUACUUUUGUUUGUACAGUGCGUGGUAUUUUCAUCUUUGGAGGAGAUUUGAUUUGGGGAUUAAGAGUACAUAGAGAAAUUCCCAGCACUAUCAUGGAUGCGACAAGGAGUCCAAUUAACAUCCACGACUUUAUACUAAAAUCAUACACAGAGGCUAAAGCAUUAUCGGAUUCCAAUUUGGAAGUGGUGUUUGAUGAGGAACAUGUGACACCAUCGAAAGGACAUGGCCAACAAAAAUGCACGAAUUUAGUGUAUCCCUUUGCAGCUUCUCAACUCUUUGAAGUUCCAAUUAAAGAAAGCAAAGUCUUGCUCGAAUCAAAUCCUGAGGAGAAUAUCAAUAAAUCAAUUGCCGAAAUAACAUUAAAUAUUGAAAAAACCGGCAUAAGUUGGCAACCUGGUGAUACAAUAGCUAUUCUGCCCUGUAAUCCCAGAAAAGAAGUCGAAAACUUGUUGUACAACUUGGAUUUGAACGAUGAAGCUGAUGUGAAGUGUCACAUUAAAGUUAAUCCUUUGUGUACAAAGAAAACAGUAAAAGUGCCAAUGCACAUACCCUCCACAAGUACACCACGGGAAUUAUUGAGAGAUUGCAUCAACAUUAGAGGUGUACUCAAGAAACAGUUAUUAAGUAGUCUAGCCAAUUAUUGUAGUGAUAAUGACGAAAAAUCAUUUCUUAAAUGUUUAUCCUCAAAAGAAGCCACGACAUUGUACAAUGAUUUGAUAAUGAGCAGAGGUUUUACGCUGCUGGAUAUUUUGGAAAUUUGCCAUACAUGUAGGCCACCUCUGGCUCUACUCAUAGAACACUUACCCAGACUUUUGCCCCGGCCCUAUUCUAUUGCAAAUAGUCCCUUGGUGGAUGACAAAGAAAUACAAAUAAUUUUUUCCAUCCUGAACGACAAACCUGGUGUGGCAACAAGUUUUCUAAUGGAAAAAAUUCAAGAAGAAAAUCCUACAAUCCUCAUGUAUUUAAGAGAGGCCAACACAUUCCGUUAUGUGGAAGAAGAUUAUGGCAAAAAUCAAAUAUUGAUAGCUGUUGGAACGGCAUUGGCACCAUUUUUGGGUUUCCUGCAACACAAAGAGCAACUCGCCGGACAAGAAUCAAAUAUUCCAAGUGGACAAACUUGCUUAUUUGUUGGGGCCACCAAAGAACAAGCGAUACUUCAUAGAGAUCACCUAGUAAAGUGGAAAACAAAAAAUAUUCUAAAUACAUUUUCGGAAGCCUUUUCGCGUUCUUCUCAGCCUCAAUAUGUACAGGAUGUGCUGUUAGAAAAUUCUGCCAAUAUUGUGGAACUGUUGUUGCAACCAGAUACGGUGCUCUAUCUAUGUGCAGAUGGUGGAGAAAUCUCCAAGAGUAUAGAAACAUGUUUGUGUCGAAUAUUCCAUGAAAAAUUACAAAUUUCCGAAACGGAAGCUGGGCAAAUGUUGAAAGAUUACAAAGCCCAGGGAAAAUACAGAGUUGAUGUAUGGCUUUAAAACUGAUAUCUUUUUUGUUAGAACAAUUGUUAUGUAAUAUAUUUUUAUACAUAUUGAUGAAAAAUAUAUAAAUUAUUAAAAUAUAACUAAGGCGUUUUA
This is a messenger RNA of Musca domestica (house fly), 1589 nucleotides long. Its product is annotated as methionine synthase reductase. The coding region runs from base 114 to 1490 and encodes 458 amino acids. Lineage: Eukaryota; Metazoa; Arthropoda; Insecta; Diptera; Muscidae. The transcript has 2 exons. Gene Ontology annotation, molecular function: [methionine synthase] reductase (NADPH) activity; flavin adenine dinucleotide binding; FMN binding. The record is from RefSeq and is a predicted model, not a curated record. Gene Ontology annotation, biological process: homocysteine metabolic process. Gene Ontology annotation, cellular component: cytosol.